Molecule: messenger RNA, 11916 nt
Organism: Hyla sarda
Lineage: Eukaryota; Metazoa; Chordata; Amphibia; Anura; Hylidae
Gene: SYTL2
Product: synaptotagmin like 2
Exons: 21
Coding region: 579-10445 (3288 amino acids)
Biological process (GO): intracellular protein transport; exocytosis
Cellular component (GO): plasma membrane; exocytic vesicle
Molecular function (GO): neurexin family protein binding; small GTPase binding
Source: RefSeq, a predicted model, not a curated record
UAGUGAGGACAUCCCACCUCCUAUACAGUCAUCCCAUGAUGCCCACCGGGGCCAUAUCAAGAAGUCCAUAAAAAUUCCACCUUCUAGUCAGCUGUAGAUUCUGAGGACAGAACAAUGGGUCCAAAGUUCAGGGCGGACAUUUUAUUGCCGCAAAACCAACAACUGUGUGUGAUAUACUGCCAGCCGUGUGAAGGGCCGGAGAUUUAUCACCUGUCACCGCCAAAGAAUCUCGCACCUUCUCCUUUAGAAAUUUCUAGAGAGGUAGAAGACUGGUUGGACAUGUUGGAGAGGGAAGAAUGGUGUCUGGAGGAAAGACAAGAAACCAGGUGAUGUUGGUGCCCAUCUUUGCCUCUAUCUGAAGCUGGCCCAGUCUGACACCUGACUGAAGAGACUGGGAGCAUGUGAACUGUGUAACUGGGAAUGUGGACCGUUCCCAAGACUCUCCCAACUAAAAGUAAUGACCAGUUAUUUUGUUAAGAAGCCCCCGGUCUGGACUGCAGCAGAACUCUGAGCGCUGCCCUGAAGCACCACAAGAUCUGGUUUUAUAAUUUCCUGGAUAUUGAUUUUCGAGAGACAAAAUGAUUGAUCUGAGCUUCUUAACGGAUGCGGAGCAGGAGGCCAUCCUGAAGGUCCUGCAGAGAGACGCCGAGCUGAAGAAGGCGGAGGAGCAGCGUGUACGUCACCUACAGGAUGAAGUCAACGAUGAGAAUGAGUUAAAGUAUAAAAGUGGACAGUGGUUUUAUGACGCCAAAUCAAAGAGGCACCGGGAUAAAAUACAUGGAGCCGACUUAGUCAGAGCAUCAAUAAGGAAGCGGAAAAACCCAACAACUUUAGCCGAGCUAAGUCAAAGCGGUAAGGACAAAUCAAAGAGACGCUGGGUGAACAGUAUCAACCAAGACCUUUUUAUUCCUCCAGAACUGUAUGGUGUCAUGGAGUCACCAGAUGAAACAGAAGAAGACCUAAAGCUUAGUAUGGCCGAGACCAACCAGAGCGCAAAAAGAUUGAAUGUCGCCUCAAAAGAUACCGACAAAGGGGUCAUGAAAAAUGGAACGGCGUCACCGGCAAAACAACGAAAAAAUCCAUUCAAUUCUGAAGGGUCGGUAGAUGAAAUAGACCUCAGUAAUGGGAUGCCAGACCAGAGUCUUGGAGGUGACCAAGUGAAUGGACAAGUUGGAAAGAAAAGUGAUAUCAUGUCAUCCAUAAAAAAACUUGGUGUGAAAUUACCUUACCCAUCACCUGUCGGUAGCAGGCGGAGUUCACAGGAGGCUAAAGAAGAUUCUUUAUCGCAACAACCUCCAGUGCCAAAACCUAGAAAACUAUUGAUAAAUGGGCAGCCUCCAGACCGCUCCAACUCAUCACUUCAGAGAGAGGACUCCUUUAACAAUACAAACAAACCAAAAGGAAUUUUGAAACGUAGGUCAAGUUCUAGCUCGACGGACUCUGAAAGCAUAAGAAUUUCCCAGACUAUCGAACCGAUUAAAUUGGUUUUGCCAGCUUCACCUAUUCUGGAAGCCGAACAGACUAAUUUAUUCGAUGACCAAAUUACAUCUUCAGAAAACUCUCCAGAUAGACAAAAACAAGUGAGGUUCUCCGAGAACGUCCAUCAGAAGCCACCUACUCCAAAUCCAGAAUCUUAUAACCUACGGGAAAUUGGUGAAUUUGGAAUUCUCGAGCCUGUUUCCUAUCAAAAUGAACUGGAUGCUGAAUUUGUGGACCACCCUCUGGAAGAGUCCAGACCAAACAGAUACCCUUACUCUGAUGUAGACUACGACAACUCAACUGAGGUUCUCAACCAACUAAGUUCUCUUCAACAGAACCGAGCAUUAACUCUUCAGACUCAUCCAAAUUCCAAAGCUUUGGACAUUGAAAAAAAACAGGAAGACCAAAGCAAAAGAAUACAUAAUGGAAUAUCCGAAAUUCUACAUGAAAGCUACCCUGAGCUAAACAUUGAUUCUGCUGGUACGGAACCUUUGUAUGCUGUGGUGAAGAAACCUACCUCUUCGGAUCAAGAAAAAGACAUCGAUGUGGAUGAUUCUCUCGUGGAGCCAAUACUCCUUGGCCAAAGAGAGAAGACUGUGAACCAAAGUGAAAAACCACUGGAAUUUGGAAAGAGUUAUGGCGGAGUCGGUAAAGUAAACUAUGUAUCUGACAAUCCCACAAGCCAACCAGGAAAAGUCUACGUUCCCAAAAAUGAAGACUUCAUGACUCCUGACAGGGCUACUGAUGUGCAGUCAUCCUACGACUUUGUAGAUGAGCCAAAGACUAGGACUCAGGAUAUUGACUAUAUCAAAAAGUGGAAACAUCCAUAUGCUUCGGAAAAAGAAGACUUUGGGGCAGUGCAGGAGUUUCCUAAUGUUAAUUUUGGAGAAGGUGCGGAUGGUUCUGUUAAAUCCUAUCCAGAAUAUGGGACCAAGUCUAGGUAUUCGCCUAAAGAAUACAAAAUUGAUACAAAAUAUAAGUCAGUUGCUCUUAGGAAUACACCUGACAUUGAUGGUAGACAAGUAAUACCAGCAUCCAAAUUUCCAGAAGCCCAAAAUUUGCCCUCAUCUUCUAGACCAGUGAGCGGAGAUUUCCAAACACGUGAAAUGUUCUUACGUGAGAAUAGAGGAAAAAUAGACUUGCCCAAGUCUGCCAACUUUAAAGUAAUGUCCAUGAAAGAUAGAAUUCAUGAUAUGCCAAGAGAACAGAUGCCUAACCCUUCCCAGUUUCAGAGCUUGAAGCAUUUCUGGAAUGUAGAGGACAAAAAUCAGUCUAAGGAAGAUUUGGAUACGUCACCACAAAGAAUCCUGACAGAUGUCUUGAAGAGGAACAAGCCUACUCGAGCUGACCUGAAACCAAGGAACUCUAAAGAGAGUCCUAUAGAUGACCACAGUCUUCCCAGUUCAUUUGACAGCCUAUCUGAGGAGGAACAGACUUCUCACAAAGUAGCUUCUUGGUUAGCACGAUCUCCUGCUGUUUAUGGGACUGAGCAAGUGGAUGCUAGUGAAGAUCAAGUCCAUUCUGGUGAAGAAGUAAUGGAAAGUGUUGAGAAGACCAUGGUAGAUAGGAAGAGCCAAGCAGAAGAUUUUUCAAGUGCACUUCAGAAAUUAACAGAAGAAGCUUCACAGGUUCCCAAGAUUACCAACACUGAACGCCUUAAGAGUGAACCUAUACAGAUUUAUCCAGUUGCUGAGCCCGCCUCGUUUGAGAAAAAGAAAACAUCAAUUUUAGUGAAUUCGGCAGAAAAGAAGCAUCCUGCUAUAGGAUUUUAUGAACGGGUUGCACAAAUAAGUAGCACACAGUCCCCUGCGAAACAAACUAAAAUAGUUGAUGUACCAGCAGUAGGCACUGAGCAGUAUCCAAAAGAAGUUGAAGAAAGUGUAGAAAGAGCUGUAGCACCAGCAAAAACAGCAAAUGAAUUCAAAAUUGCUUUUCAGAAGCUUAUGGAAGAAGAUCAGUCCUCCAAAUCUGAUGAUGAAAACCAAGUAGAAGAAUCGAACCUACAAAGUGGGAAGCAACCAUUGGUUGAGGAGCAUGAGAUUAUAGAGAGAUCCUCUGUUCCCAAAGGAAAUGAUCAUCAGGAAUUUGUUUCGGCCCUGAAAAAGCUGGAAAUUGAAGCUUCCACACCACUCAACGUUGCGGAUCAGGAUGAGCAGCUUGAAAGCGUAUCGCCACCAAAGUCAGUGAGUCCUGUGAUGUCUGCAAAUUUUCAGAAGCUUAUGAGCGAGGAACAACCAAUGAAUGAGACUCAAGAGAUUAUAGAGAAAUCUUCUGUACCUAAAGGGAAUGAUCAACAGGAGUUUAUCUCUGCACUGAAAAAACUUGAGAUUGAAGCUUCCACACCACUCGACGUUGAAGAUCAGAAAGAGCUACCUGAAAUUGUAUCCCCUCCGAAAACAGUGAGUCCUGUGAAAUCUGCCUUUAAAAUUGGUUUUGAACAUAUGACUCCAACUGAAGAUGUAUUGGAGUCUACUCAAAAGGUCAAUGUAGCUUAUCCAAUUCAGUCAUCUCCAACCUAUCGUAAAGAUAGAAACGAGUUUGAAGAAGUGGUUGAGAGAAGCACAGCACAUAAUAGAACAGAUGAAGGUGACCUCAGUGCUUCGCCGAAGAAACAGGACGACGAAGCUGCAGUCAGUGACCCAAGUCUAGAACUAGAGGAGACCUAUGAAAAGCCAAAAAUGACCCCAACUUUACAAAGCACAAUGCUAAUUUCUACUGUACAAAACGUUGAAAGUCCAAGUUUUGAUGUAAAAACUAUUCCUUCCUCAUCUGUGGAAAACCAAUCCUAUUUAGAAGAUCCAUAUUCAAUGAGAAACAGCAAGUCAAAAGAGGAGGCUGAGGACACUUAUGUGAUCCCUGAAAGAGAAAUGCCUAAAUAUACUUAUGAUGGAGAAGGAAAGCUUCCGGUGGAAGAAGAAACCGUAGAAAAGACUAUUGUUAAUAUGGAAGAGAGCAGUGCAGACUACCGUAGGCGGUUAACGCAGCUGGAAGAAGAAGCAACGAUCCCAGAAGAACCAGAAGAUCUGUCAUUCAGUGAGAAGUUCCACGUUUCACAGGCUCCAAUGAAGGAAGUGUUUGUUUCAAAGAAAGUGUUUCCUAGCAGUGAAUCAAUGCCAACAGUGCUGCCCUCUUCAAGAGGUAUCCCAAAGGAUCUCAGUCAGCCACAACCCUAUGCCUACCAGGAGCUGGCAAAUUACCCUCCAUCUCCAUCUGACCAGUCUGGCUCUUUCACAGGAAGCGCAGGAAAUGUGCUAUAUAAGAAGCCAGACACUUCUGAACUAUCAAAUUCUAAAAAAGGUAAGCCAGCUCUUGCAGGCAGCCCAAAUUACUCCAAUUCAUCCAGACAUGAUAAAUACACAUUUGAGGGUAUGAAGGCGCAAGAUGAGUCCAUCAGUAAAGUUCUAGAUUGGUUUAGUAGAAGUUCCGACUCUGUUGAUGACCCGUCGCCAUCUGUAGGUCAGUUGGAGGAAACAAAAACGAGGAAUUAUCCUGACAAAACUGAGGAAUCUUCCGGACCCAGUGUUGAUGAAAGUGAAGCCAAACUCAAAAUGAGGGCCAUUCCUAAAAUGUCUGAGAUUUCGGAACCAAAAGAGGACAUAAAGAAUACCGGUCCUGACCAGCCAAAGAUUCUGAAUAUGACUGCUAUGGAAGAUGAAUCCCUUCCACCCCAACAGGUGCCAUUACCAGACCUCUUGGAGUUUGGAAAGAGUGGAAGUGGGUGUGGAAAAAUUCAGAGUAGGUCAAUCAAUGACUAUUCUUUCGAAAAAGAUCCACAAAUUCCUGUUGAGGUAGCAUUUGAAGAAGACAAAGAAAGUUCGGAAGGUGAAAAGGAAGAAAGUAACAUAUUGAAGGACACAACACCUUCAUUAGGUAUAGGUGAUACAGGACCAAUGGAAGCUGGUAACAAUAAAGAAGAAAAUAAUGUAUUGGAGGAUACAAUGCCUUCAUUAGGUAUAGGUGAUACAGGACCAAUGGAAGUUGGCAAGAAUAAAGAAGAAAAUGUAUUGGAGGACACAAUGCCUUCAUUAGGUAAAGGAGAUACAGGACCAAUGGAAGUUGGCAUGAAUAAAGAAGAAAAUAAUGUAUUGGCGGACACAAUGCCUUCAUUAGGUAUAAGUGAUACAGGACCAAUGGAAGUUGGCAAGAAUAAAGAGGAAAAUAAUGUAUUGGAGGACACAAUGCCUUCAUUAGGUAUAGGUGAUACAGGACCAAUGGAAGUUGGCAAGAAUAAAGAAGAAAGUAAUGUAUUGGAGGACACAAUGCCUUCAUUAGGUAUAGGUGAUACAGGGCCAAUGGAGAAUGCUGAUUCUGACCAGCCAAAGAUUCUGAAUAUGACUGCUAUCGAAGAUGAAUCCCUUCCACCCCAACAGGUGCCAUUACCGGACUUUUUGGAGUUUGGAAAGAGUGGAAGUGGGUGUGGAAAAAUUCAGAGUAGGUCAAUCAAGGACGAUUCCUUUCAAAAAGAUCCACAGAUUCCUGUUGAGGUAGCGUUUGAAGAAGACAAAGAAAGUUUGGAAGGUGAAAAGGAAGAAAGUAAUGUAUUGAAGGACACAAACCCUUCAUUAGGUAAAGGUGAUACAGGACCAAUGGAAGCUGGUAACGAUAACGAAGAAAGUAAUGUAUUAGAGGAAGCAAUGCCUUUAGGUAUAGGUGAUACAGGACCGACGGAAGUGGGCAAGAAUAAAGAAAAUAAUUUAUUGGAGGACACAAUGCCUUCAUUAGGUAUAAGUGAUACAGGACCAAUGGAAGUUGGCAAGAAUAAAGAAGAAAGUAAUGUAUUGGAGGACACAAUGCCUUCAUUAGGUAUAGGUGAUACAGGGCCAAUGGAGAAUGCUGAUUCUGACCAGCCAAAGAUUCUUAAUAUGACUGCUAUCGAAGAUGAAUCCCUUCCACCCCAACAGGUGCCAUUACCGGACUUUUUGGAGUUUGGAAAGAGUGGAAGUGGGUGUGGAAAAAUUCAGAGUAGGUCAAUCAAGGACGAUUCCUUUCAAAAAGAUCCACAGAUUCCUGUUGAGGUAGCGUUUGAAGAAGACAAAGAAAGUUUGGAAGGUGAAAAGGAAGAAAGUAAUGUAUUGAAGGACACAACACCUUCAUUAGGUAUAAGUGAUACAGGGGCAGUGGAAGUUGAUAAGAAUAAAGACCAAGAGGUUAUAACUCUAGAACAAAGUGAAGACCAAAGUUCUAGAAAGCAGAAGGAUGGAUCAGUUGUUCCACCAAAGAGAGUUAGUGAUAUCAAACUAUUGUGGGAAGGGGAUAGGCCAUCUCAAGACACAGCCAAAAAGCCAACCUUAAUCAGUAUCAAGCCCACCUCUGUUGAUCUAUCUAUUACUCCGAAAAGCAGUUCUUUUGACAGCGAUGAUCAUAAUGGCGCAAGCCUUGUCACUUUUAAAAAGGUCAUGGUGGAGGAUGAGGAGGAUUCCAUGCCUCCUGUCGAUCAGCUAAAAUCAUAUUGGGAAAAUGAGAAGAACAAAAACAAAACUAACAAUAGACAGUCUAUGUCGAAUGGAAGCCAGAGUGAUGACAAAGGGGUACAUUUGGUGGAUCUUCGGUCAAAGUUCAAAAAGAGGCAUACAUUUCAUGAUUUUUUCGAAAAAGAAAAAUCUACUAAUCUGGAGAAAAAUCCUCCUGGUAGAAGUGUUUCACUUAGUGAAAGUGCAAAUGAGGGCCUUAAAGAUCGCAUAAAAUCUGCAUCCUUUCAGAACUUAAAAAACUUCUGGAAUACAUCGAGUAAGUCAGACGAUAAACCUACUAGUCAAGCCCUCCCUGAUAAAAUGAAUAAGCAGUUUGGUUCCAAUCCUGACAUAAGAAGCAAAGAACCAGUUGGAUGGAGAUUGAAAGGAAGACUAGCCGCAAAGAGUUUACAAGACAUUAGAGAGGAUCCCUCAGUGUAUGGGGCACAACCUAUGUCUAGGAAAUUUAGCAAAGGAUCUAGUGGUGAGGACGACCCACUGAAUUCAGUAAUAAAUCCUAUUAACAAUAGUGUUGAAAAUAGUAAACUUGAGAAACCCAUAGGUUCAGUUGAUAUAACGGCUCAAGAAAGUUCAGGAACCUCCAACUAUCCAAAAUUUUCCCAUGCGCUUUUUGAUGAGUCUGAAACAAAGCAACAUCCUGAGAUACCUGCUGAGAAACAGGCAGCUCUUGCAGAAAUUACAGAACCAUCAGUUGCUCCAAAUAGGAUUGCAAAAAGUGAACUUAGCCUAAGGUUAAAAAAAACAUUACAGGGCGAGGUAUCGGGUAAAAACUUUUCCUUGCCAGAAGAGAGGCCACAUUCCAUGACUUUUGAAAAUGGUUCAGCUGAUCAUAAUGUGUAUCGAGAUAAAGAAAAUGGGGAAAUGAAUGAGAUGGGUCGAAAACUGCUUCUUGUAAAACAAAGUGGACUUGAUGUUGAUUCACCUGUGUCUUCUAAUGGGACUGUGUUGCUUCAAGAAAAUGAGUAUCCUACAGGAGAAGCAUCUGAUUUGGGAGAAGCUGUUAAUGAAAGCAUUGAGAAAACGGUCCUCAAAAAGGACCCUAGUGAUCUCGGUAAAAAAUUACAAAAUCUGUACAAUGAAUCUUUAAAUGCGGUAGACAUGCAACAUGGAAAUCUAUCUCAGCUAGAGUAUAUGGACAUAAAUGAACCUGACCAGAAUUUUAGCAAGGUCCUAGCAGUUUCUUCAGGAAAUAUGAGCAAAAACAUCCAAAGUUCUGAGCCUAUAAUAGUCAAUAUUUCUUCCAAAAAGACACAGAUUGGUAAUGAUCUUCCCAUUGAACCUGGCCAAUUGGAACAAGCUGAAAUAAGUUCCAGUAAAGUUGUGAAUACAACUUUUGAGAAACCCAUAUCUGAACUAAGAGAACCUGUGGAAAAUGAACUGUCAUCGAAACCAAAUGUCUACAAGGAUAAUGUUCUUCAUCCGGAAGAACGAAGUAGAAAAGAAAUUAUAGAAAGAAUUGAGAUGCCUACUGUUCUACCCAAAAAACGCUUUAGUGACUUUGAUGAGAAACUAAGACAACUGUAUGAAGAGUCACAAAAUUCUCAGCCUGAUCUUGCGGAGGUCUCAGACAGUGGUAACAUUGCAGAGAAUGAGAGUGCUGGAGUAAAUAAUAAAGCCAAUGUUUAUUUGUAUUUGAGUGAACCAAAGAAAACAUUCCUUAAAUCGUCUACAGUAUAUCUGGAGUCGUCUCAGCCUGUAUCAGCUGAUCGAGAAACAGUGACUGAUGAAAGCGCUCUUUCCCAGGAUAUGUCGGUACAGGAAGUCAAUGAGACAAUUGAGAAAACCGUAGCACCAACAAGAAUAUCUACUGCUAAGAGUUUAGAAGAACUUCAAAAAGAGGCCCUGAACGAGGAAGAAGGGGCAUUCUUAGGAAAUGUCUCUUCUGGUCACGUGGCUCUUAAUGAGUCCCAUCCCGAGUUGAAUGAGCCAGCGAUGAGAGAAAGUAGUGUUUCUGAAGACACUGUGGAAGAGGGAACCAAACUUGCCAGAUAUGAAGAACCUCAAGAAGGAACUCCAGAAACCUUCUUGUCUAAUAGGCAGAGCACCCCUGUGAAAGACAAAAACAGCUCUUUAAGGAAAAGCACAUUGGAACUUUAUCUUGAGGCACCGUAUCGAAGAGAGUUAUCGAAGAGUAUAGAUUUUGACAUUUCUCAAUAUGUUACUUCAGAUGUCGACAAAUGUAUGGAAGAAUCAAACCCAGUUUUGAGCGCAUUGAAAAGGAGCACAGAUAAAAAAUUGGUUUACGCCAAAGCUGUAGAGGAAGUGUCCCCCUCAAGUACAAAUCAAAGCAAACCGAACAGCCAAAAAGGAGACACAUUAGGUCCUAUAGAGAAUUCCUUCCCAGAAAAUGCUGAAAAAUUCAAGCGGAUGAGUCAGUCGGUGCCGACAUUCCUUCAAGACGAUACUGAUGGCAGAGACACAGACUCGGCAUCAGAAAGCAGUUUUCAGAUUGGCAGACACAAGAAGAGCCCAAGCUCUCUAACCAAUCUUAGUGGCUCGUCUGGCAUGGCGUCAAUGUCUUCUGUAAGUGGGAGUGUCAUGAGCAUGUACAGCGGUGAUUUCGGCAAUGUGGACAUUAAAGGUGGCAUUGAAUUUUCCAUUGACUAUGUGGAGCAGUUGAAGGAGUUCCACAUCUAUAUCUACCAGUGUAAAGACCUGGCAGCAGCGGAAGUCAAGAAGCAGCGCUCUGACCCAUACGUGAAGGCUUAUUUGCUUCCAGAGAAAGCAAAGAUGGGAAAAAGGAAGAGUGCAGUGAAGAAAAAGACCCUGAAUCCUGUGUAUAAUGAAAUACUGAGGUAUAAAAUCCCAAAAGAAUCUCUUGAAACUCAGACACUGAACUUAUCUGUGUGGCACCAUGAUGUACUUGGUCGGAACAGCUUCCUGGGUGAAGUAAAUUUGAAUUUGGCAACAUGGGAUUGGAACAAUACCCAGAGGAAUUGGUACCAGCUUGAGGCACGGACACCAGCAUCUGGUAUUGGGUUGGAGAACAGAGGAGAGAUGAAACUGUCUCUAAUGUAUAUUCCAAUGUCUCCCCCUGAGGUUAGUAAAAAGCCGACCAAAACGGGAGAAGUGCACAUCAUGAUCCGAGAAUGUAUCCAGCUGCCGAUGCUUCGUGAAAACAAGAUCAACUCAUUUGUAAAAUGUACUAUACUACCAGACACCAGCAGGAAAAGUCGCCAGAAGACUCGGACUGUGGACAAAACCCCUAACCCUAUUUUUAACCACACGAUGGUUUACGAUGGGUUCAAGGAAGAAGACCUGAGAGAAGCCUGUGUGGAGCUGACAGUCUGGGACCACAAUAAACUGUCCAAUCAUUUCUUGGGGGGCAUAAGAAUAGGACUUGGAACAGGCAAGAGCUAUGGAACAGCUGUCGACUGGAUGGAUUCCAGCCCUGAGGAAUCAACAAUGUGGGAAAAGAUGAUCGCCUCACCCAACACCUGGAUUGAGGGCAUGCUGCCACUACGUAUGUUCAAGAUGGCCAAGCUGAAUAAAUGAGAAAAGGUUCUAUAUCCUUCCAUAACUUCCUGGCACUGCGAUCACUUUCCAUACCAAUAAUCCUCACUUCUAUCCUCUGAACCUCAGUCCAUGGGUUUCAUAAGCCUAAAAUGUCAUCGCGUCCCUAACUCUUUACGGUGGUCUUGCAAAGAAUAUUCUAUGACAAAUGAACAGCGUUGUGUUCUGCUGACAACUAUUUACAGUACAAGAUCUCUGGUUCUCUGCCACUUUAUCUUUGAUUUCUUCCUUCAAGCCCCCAAUAAUGAAGAUUCCAAGCCACAGAAACUUCUUGGAUGUGGAAUCUGUAACCUAUUGCUUAUUUGGCAGUUUCCAUUGGUUUAUUUGAACCCGUACUGGGCUUCAAAGUCCACGAUAUGUCUGAAGAUAAUCUAUGUUGGAGACGCCAUGUUUCAGGAAUCUUCUAAAGGGGUCUGGGUUGUGUUAGUGUCGCAGUUAGUAGAGUAAAGCAAAUCUACAGUAACAUACAGAAAAUCUGAAUCUAAUGAAUCCACCAUCAAUUUAUGCAGUUUUGUUAGUCAUUCCGCUUUCCAGUGUUCCGAUUCCUCAGAGGAGUUUGGACUUCAAACAUUUGGAAAGCGAAACGACUUUUACAAGACUGUAUGAAUCAAUGGCCCAGUAGAUUUGCGUUUGGCAAAUGUUACUGUAGAUUCACUCAACUCUAAAGACCAAAUGCUUACUCUUAGUAUUUCGAGGGAGCCAAGGUGAAAGUCUCUACUGUAUGUUACCUUCUGCCAAGUAUCCAUGAUUAUUCCCGCCAUAUGUGUGGCAUAGGCCCUUUUUAAUGGUAAACAUUUCCAUUGCGUAUCCCUCCACUUACGCUGCUAUCGGUAAAUAGCUCAGACUUCAUUUGACAUUUCUGUUAUGGGGGAAAGGAUGGUGACACAAAACCAAAGGUAUUUGUCAGUUGUUUGUUUUUUUUUUUUUUUUUUUACAAAAUAUGGGGACAGGUGGUGUAAAAUAUGAAUAUCUAUAAAUAUAUUUAAUUUUUAUUGCCUUUUGGACAAUGUUGGUGUUACUAGGAAAGAACAGUUUAUGGCUAGAAAACACAUGCGAAUAUAAAUAUAUUAUUAUUAUUUUUUUUUUUUUUUUAGCCAAAGCCAGAAAUGGAUCCUAUCCUAAACGUAUGAGUCUUUUUUAACUUUUCUAUUUCUUAUUCUUUUUAAAUCCGCUCCUGGCUUUGGCUCAAAUAAAAAAAAAAUAAAAAAAAAAAGGAAGAAAAAAAAAAGAAACUGCAUCAAAAACUGCAAGUGUGUUUCCAGUCUGAAUUAUUCCACCUUUCACCAAUGGUAUAAGAUUAAGUUUUUCUGUACUUUAAAUGUAAAACAUGAACUAUCGACUAAACCUGUACUUGUGUCUAUGGGGUUUUUGUACAAAAUAAAAUGUAAAAGAAAAAAUAAUUUUAGAAUGUGAAUGUAAAUAUGUAAUUAUCUCAAUAAAAUGAUUGAACUUC